AUGGAAUUUGUGCCGUCAUGGCUCGGACGAUGCGCUGCAUGGGCCGAACGAUGUCGGGACCGAAAAAUUCCGGAUAUUCCUCGAUGGAAACCACAUGAAGGAGGCUUCGACCGCUGUAUGAUCGCAGCCUUUUCCUAUUAUGGAAGGGCCAUGCUAGGUAAUGCUAUCUGCGGUGUGAAAAUGCGUGCGGUCUGCACCGUCUCACAGUGGACGAAUGCCUAG
Molecule: messenger RNA, 222 nt
Organism: Colletotrichum aenigma
Lineage: Eukaryota; Fungi; Ascomycota; Sordariomycetes; Glomerellales; Glomerellaceae
Exons: 1
Coding region: 1-222 (73 amino acids)
Source: RefSeq, a predicted model, not a curated record